AUUACGAGCACCCACUUUUCCUGAGCACACUCGCUACCGAGCUAUGUCCGCUCUGUUCUCAGAAUACUUGGCUACGGACGAUACGACCAUCCUACUUGGGCUCAUCGCAGCUACCGUAUUUCUACUGAACAAUCUCUACAAGCCUCAGCCUUCCAUCCACCCCAUCCUCCUUGGGCGUCAGAGUGACGUUGCACGCGUGCGCAAUCCCGGAGAGAGUGCUGUCUAUCGAAACUAUGGCACUGGAUUAAUGGGUCGGUUCCCGCUUCGACCGGCAAAGGAUGUGCACAUUCUUGCAGACAUGCUGAAACCUGACUCGGACGCGCCGCGAACCCUCUGGUCGACCAAAGUUAGCAACCCCGUUCUUCAAGACCGAAUCGCGGCCUUCGGCACAGGCCUUCUGCGACUGGCAGGUUUGGAGGUGGGAGAAUCCAAUGUCUUGCUAUUGCUGAAUGAUUGCGUCGAGUUCGUUAUUGCUGACUUUGCCCUCGCGUCGCACUCCAUUCCAUCAUUCACCCUGUCAUCGUCCACCCUGCUAGCGCCUGUGUUGGAAUCGCACCCCCCAUCUGCCAUCGUAACCCACGCGUCGUUGCUGACCUCGGUUCUUGAACUGAUUUAUGACGCGGGCGAGGCCAAUCGGAACCAUACUAUCAUUGUCGUGGGAGAACCAAGCUCGCAGGCCCUCGCCAGUGUUGCAAGCCGAGUCCAAGUUCUGAGAUGGGCCGAUGUUGAACGCGAAGGGGUCAAGACUGAGAAAAUUCUGAGCCCUAUUCCGAAACCCAGCGACGUGUUCACUGUGUCGUUCUUCGCUUCUGAGUCGGGACAGAUUCAAGGAGCUCAACUUUCCCAUGAAAACAUUACCGCUGGGGUAGCUGCAGUCCGAGCAAUGCUGCCUCUGUCACACACUCUCACCCAAUUGGACACCAUUAUCUCCGCUCAUUCGAUCAGUACGGCAUAUGGACGAGCGAUUGCAUACACGGCAUUGUAUGAGGGCACCAGUUUCGCCACGCUCGAUAGCGCCAAGCUCUUUGUCGACGAAGAUUCCACCCCCCGAAUUGAUUUGCAAGACGUUCUUUCGAGUAGAAAUUAUCCGAUACCUCCUGCAAGCGUGUUGUUUGUGAAGCCUGGACACGUGCAGGCGCUGGUCGACGCUGUUUCCAAGGAAUCCCGCAAGUCGUUUUUGUAUCCAUUCGCAUGGAGACACAAAAUGGCCAGUAUGUCGGAAGGUUUCAUUGCCAAAGAUGGACUGUGGGACCGACUGGUGUUCGAUGCUGCUCGUGCGAAAGCUAUUGGAGACGGAUCCAAUGCUCUGCGGGCGAUUAUCUCGAGCGAGGGUUCCAUCCCCGCAAACGAGUUGGCUCCGUCGCGGAUCUCGCUGUCCAUUCCCAUCAUUAAUUGCUAUUCCCAUCCGUUGGUCGCUGCGCCGGUUCUUGCGUCACAUGCGCUGGACGUGCAGGACUUGGAGCCGGACUCGACCGGGCCGGCUCAUACUGGGCCGCCAGGGAUCAAUGUCGAGGUCAAGCUGGUCGGCGUAGAAGACGAUCGUGUUGAGAGCGGCGAGAAUCCGUCGGGCAUUCUGAUGGUGCGGGGACCCCCAGUCGGAAGACUGACUAGUAUGGAGACGAGCUAUGUCAAUAUCGAAACGGGAGAGGAGGACGGAUGGAUCGGCACUGGGCUGCGCAUGACAGUGCAAACCAACGGCGCAUUUCGAUUGGCUCUCUAAGGGGAUGUCAAUGACAUAACCACAAAUAACGCGUCUCUGCGCUGUACCCAACGUUCUUCCGGUACAGUGUCAUUAAAUAACAUGCAAUGUCAACAAGUAUCGCUAUGGGAUUUAUCGGGUCUAAGAGAGACUAGGCCACUUGCCG
Mycena citricolor is the source of this 1865-nucleotide messenger RNA. The record is from the annotation of a GenBank genome assembly. NCBI's taxonomy places the organism in Eukaryota, Fungi, Basidiomycota, Agaricomycetes, Agaricales, Mycenaceae.